Cebus imitator (Panamanian white-faced capuchin) is the source of this 3009-nucleotide messenger RNA. RefSeq names its product tripartite motif-containing protein 60-like. The coding region runs from base 1152 to 2543 and encodes 463 amino acids. The record is from RefSeq and is a predicted model, not a curated record. Gene Ontology annotation, molecular function: protein binding; zinc ion binding. The transcript has a single exon. NCBI's taxonomy places the organism in Eukaryota, Metazoa, Chordata, Mammalia, Primates, Cebidae.
UCUUUCUUUUUUUUAAUAUGUGGUUUCACUCUAGUGCCUAUGUUGUAGUGCUGUCCUAAAAUCUCAGCUCACUGCAACCUCUACCUCCCGGGGUCCAGCGAAGGGAUUCUCCUGCCUCAGCCUCUCAAGCGGGUGGGAUUACAUGCACAUGCCACCUUGCCCAGCUAAUGUUUUGUAUUUUUAGUAGAGGUGGGUUUCACCAUGUUGAUCAGGCUGGUCUUGAACCCCUGGCUGCAAGGGAGUCAUGCAUCUUGGCCCCUCAGUGUUGUGAUUACAGGUGUUAGCCACCAUACCUGGCCUGUUUCCAGCAUUUUUUAGUUCUUUUUUGUUGUUGUUGUUGUUGUUAAAUUUCAAGAUUUCAGAUCCAAUCAGGUAUCACAGGUUGUAUUUUUCAUGUUUCUUUCCUCUCCUUAAAUUUGGAAAUCUUUUUUUUAUGAUUGUUUUUCCUAUAAUUGACAGUUUUGAAGAAUACAUACCAGUUGUCUGGUAGGAAUGCUCCACAAUCUGAAUUAAUUUUCUCAUGGUUAGCUUGAAAGUCAAUAUUUUUGGAAAGAAUAUGAUAUGAGCAAUGCUGUAAAGUUGCCAUUGCAUUCUAUCAGGAAGCACAUAAGUUUGUUCCACAUUUUUAAGAUAUUGUCUGUGUGUCUCUGUGUGUGUAUGUGUCUAAGUAAUGUACAUUGUGAAUCUCUGCAAUAUUAAUAUCUUGUUUUUCCAAGAACAUCCACCCAGUGAUUUCAGCAUUCUUUGAUGAUUCCUCUGUGAAUGUUUAAUACAUUUGUGAUUAUGUAAUCAGAUUUGUAACGUGGUAUCUUUUCUCACUCAUAGGAAGGAUUCCUUAUCUUGGACCUGAGUCUACUUUCUUCAAGAAAACUUGACUUUAUUUCAUUAAGUGGGAAGAGCAGGAGCCCAGCUAAUAUGCUGAAAUGUGCAAUAGGCUGCAGCCUGUGAAGUAUUCGCGGCUGUAGACUCUGAAGCUAAGGAGCUGAGAAGUUUCUAGAAGCUGCCAUCAACAUGCCAAAGCAGUAAAACUGAAAGCAAAUUCAAAUUUCAAGGUCUGGGGGAAGAUAUCUACUGCUUACUGGGACUUGAGGUCUAGAGAGCUAGGCCUUAUUAAAAUAAUUACUUUACCUACCAUCUUUGUUCAAGGCUCAAUGGCUGACCUUCAAGCAGUGGCUAGCUGUCCCAUCUGUCUGGACUACUUGAAAGACCCAGUGACCAUCAGUUGUGGGCAUAACUUCUGUCUCUCCUGCAUCAUUAUAUCCUGGAAGGAUCUAGAUGAUAGUUUUCCCUGCCCUUUUUGCCACUUUUGCUGUCCAGAAAGGAAAUUGACAAGCAAUCCUCAACUGGGUCGUUUGACUGAAAUUGCUAAGCAACUCCAGAUAAGAAGCAAGAGAAAGAAGCAAGAAGAGAAGCAUGUUUGUCAGAAACAUAAUCAGGUUUUGACCUUUUUCUGUCAGGAAGACCUAGAGCUUUUAUGUCCAAGGUGCAGUUUCUCCACUGAUCACCAGCUUCACUGUGUUUGGCACAUAAAGAAGGCUGCCUCCUAUCACAGGAAAAAAUUGGAGCAAUACAAUGUACCAUGGAAGGAGCGAGUGGAACUAACUGAAAAAAUCAUAACCAUACAAACCAGAAAAUCGUUAGAACUGAAGAAAAAGGUAAAACGUAAGGAAGAAGAAGUGAAGUCUGAAUUUGAGCAACUUAGGUCAUUUCUCCAAAAUGAGCAAGAGACUGUUCUUGAGCAACUACAAGCUGAAGAGAUGGAUAUUUUAGCACAACUAAAUGAAAGCCUAAGAAAAUUCUCAGAUUAUGCCUCCUCAUUAAAAUAUCUACUACAGGAGAUAGAGAGCAUAUAUAUGAAGUCAGGACUAGAAUUACUGGCCAAUGUUAAGGAUAUCUAUCACAGAUACAAAAAUUUCAAAUUACCUGAACCCUUUUCAUUCAGAUUAAAAGAAUAUGGUUACCGUCUGCCUCCACAAUAUUCUGGCCUAUACAAAAUUAUCAAGCGAUUUCAAGUGGAUGUAAUUCUAGAUCCUGAAACAGCACAUCAUAAACUUAUAGUCUCAGCAGAUAGAAAAACUGUGCGAUACGGAAAUACGGUGCAAAACUUACCUCCAAACCCAAGAAGAUUUUAUCGCCUCCCAGCUGUUGUGGGCUCUAAGGGCUAUAGUAGUGACCGGCAGUACUGGGAAGUAGAAGUGAAAGACAAGCCUGAAUGGAUCCUUGGUGUCUGUAAUGACUCUCUUCCCAGAAGGAGGAAGCAUCCACUAUUAGUACAAAAUGGAUUGUGGGGAAUUCAGCGAUCUGGUCAGGAUAAAUAUAUUGUAUUGGGUCAUGAGGAAAUUAAUCUGCUGCCAAAAGUAACACCUAGUAAGAUUGGCAUUUUUUUAGAUUAUGAAAUGAGUGAGGUUUCCUUUUAUAAUUUGAAUGAUAGCUCCCUACUGUAUACUUUUAAUGAUGAUUUUACAGGAUCACUUUGGCCUUAUUUUUAUACUGGAAUGGACUCAAAACCUCUUAAAAUUUCUAGAGUAACAGAUUGUGAAUAAAUAACUAUUAGAAAACUGUCAUUUUCUGACACCUAGCAAACAUAAUAGAGCCAGUGAAUCUGGUUUUGGUAAUUCUGUAUUUUGUCCUAUUUUUCUGACAAAAAAACACAGAAUUGUUUAUAUCUCAGUUUCAGCAUUAAAAAAUGUGAUUAUAGGACCUACUUUAUAACAAAUUAUGGGGUCAAAGGCAAACUACUUUAGAAAUCCUAAAAUAAAAUACUAAAAAUAUAUACUAAUGAAGUAGUGUAUUAUGUAAAAAAAAUUAUUACUCCAGUUAUUGCCAAUAGAAGCCUAAUACUGUGUCUUUAGUAUUGCCUAUGUAUUUUUCCUUUAAGUCUUGAUUAAGUCUUUAUUAGUCACUGUGUCGUCCAGGCUGUAGUGCAAUGGCUCAAUCUCAGCUCACUGCAACCUCUGCCUCCUGGGUUCCAGCGAGUCUCCUGCCUCAGCCUCCUGAGUAGCUGGGAUU